CAUAUCUUGACCUCCGAACCAUUGAGAGUGACGCGACGUGAACCUCGUUUAGGCCCUUGCACAGUACCUUAACCCUUUAUCCCAUACAAACAACACAUAUACUCCUUUCAAAAUGUAUCACACUCGCAGCACCCGCAUCUAGAUGGCUCCCACUACACCCAGCCCAUCCCAUCGUUCAACAGAACUGUCCCUGAUUGCAUCUGGGAAAGUAACUGCUUUCUUCUCUUCUGGUUUCCUCUCUUCUGGUCCUCUCCUUAGUCUUGGUCCGAUCACACACCAAGCCACGCUUUGUCUUUUUUCAGCGAUACCUCGAAUCGAUAUACCCAAUUUUUGAUACCCCCUUUCCUUAUUCCUGGCAACAAAUCAUCACCACCAACAUCACUGACGACGUACCGGCUACCUGACCCGUCUCUCUCCUGCCUCCCCACCCCUGAUGGACGACCCCCCUGCGUGGGCCGAACCCUGGCCGUUCUGGAAAUUCGGCUUGAAGCAGCGCGAUCUGAACACCACUCUUCACGACAGGUUCAACACCAUCACCACACCCAUCCAAGACUCGGAGGCCUUUCACCAUGACGUCUUUGAGCUGUCUAGCAAGGCAUCGGAUUUGGCCGAGUUCGAGAGGAUGAUGGAGGAUCGCAAGGCGUUGCGGCUCAAGGAGCUGAACGGCAUGCUGGACGACGCCAGUUUCGAGAUCAUCGGCAACCCUCGCCUGAUCGGAACCGAGCAGUGGGGUCUGGCCAUACAGCUGUUCCGCACCAAGUCGCUCGAUUCUCUUGUCCGAUACUUCUCGUCCUACCUCCCCUCCGACCACCCUUGGCACCCUGACUCCGACACUUGCAGCAACAGCACCACUGGUGAUGCCGACCUCCUGAACGGGCCCCAUGCCGACUACGACGGGCCCAUCCUGUUCGACGAGCCUGACGAGGAUGACACCAUCUAUACCCACGAGCAUUCCGAGGCUUUCUCGAGAUGCGACACGGCUGUUGACCACCCCACGCGGUCCAACUCCCUGCGGUCGCAGGAUUCUGGCGUCUCCGUGAACGAGCGUGUGCAGCGGAAAGCAGACCACCAGCCUCACCCAACAUCGCAGGCUAUGUCAGUCCCCGAGUCCGAACCCGAUCACAUUGCAGCAAGCCUGCAGAGCUCGGUGCCCACACUUCACCACGAUGAGGCUCCAUCGCCGUCCGAUGAUCCCGAGACACCAUCUUCUGCAUCCGAUAUUUUGCAGACAGAGGACCAGGCUCAUCGGAAGGACGGCCUGAUGACCACCACGAUCCCGAUCACGCCGCCCACGCCGCAUCCGCAACACCACUUUUCGAUACGAAGCCAUCGCCCCUGCGGAGUCGCAAUUUAUCGUCGUGUCGAUCGUAUCCCCACCACGGCCACCACGACCAUCACAAUCACCACCAGCCUCAUCGAAACCAUCGCGCGGUCGCGCGACAACUACGACAGAGAGAAGGUAGUCUGGAUUGUGACGGAAAGGCGGAGGGUGGUCCUGUAG
Molecule: messenger RNA, 1501 nt
Organism: Cryphonectria parasitica EP155
Lineage: Eukaryota; Fungi; Ascomycota; Sordariomycetes; Diaporthales; Cryphonectriaceae
Exons: 2
Coding region: 434-1501 (355 amino acids)
Source: RefSeq, a predicted model, not a curated record